AUGUACAAGGAAAGAAUGAAUACACAAGUAGAAGUGGCAUCCACACGGAAAUGUUUUGUAUGUGAGGUGUGUGGCAAGGAAUUGUCUCUAAAGAGUCACGUCAGCAUUCACAUGAGACUACAUACGAAGGAGAAGCCAUUCACAUCCAAAAGCGACCUAGUAAAACACGUUGACAUACAUACAAAGAAGAAUCCAUACACCUGUGAGAUUUGCACCAAGGCCUUUCCAUAUAAAUUAAGGUUUUUGAGCCAUAUGAUCAUGCACACAGAGGAGAAACCAUACAGCUUUGAAUUUGCAAAAAAAACCUUUUCACGGAAAGUUACUGGUGAAAACGACGUUUUUGAUUUAGGGGUGUUGGCUAUCAACCAUCCCCACAGGCAGUGUCUGAAGGGCACACCAGUAAAGGAUGAUAAUGCCAAGGAAAGAAUAUUUGAUAUUCACAUAACCCAUUUGCAGCAGCAGACCUGUAAUGGCCAAUCUAUGUGUUUAUGCACAGAUGGCUAUUAG
Penaeus monodon (black tiger shrimp) is the source of this 507-nucleotide messenger RNA. Its product is annotated as zinc finger protein 222-like. The transcript is spliced from 3 exons. Gene Ontology annotation, cellular component: nucleus. NCBI's taxonomy places the organism in Eukaryota, Metazoa, Arthropoda, Malacostraca, Decapoda, Penaeidae. The record is from RefSeq and is a predicted model, not a curated record. Bases 1 to 507 code for a protein of 168 amino acids.